AUGUCCGUGGCCCGCGCUUGCGAGUUGAGUCGGGUCGGGUCACUGGAACUGCUGGAUUUGGUCUGGACCAGAAGCCGUCGCGGGUUCAAGUCGACCAUCGCCAGUCUUCUCAAUUCCAACCAAGAGUAUUACCGCUGGGAAUUCUCUCAGGCGUUGGUGCAGGCUGUAAGACGAGCUGAUCUGGCCAUGAUCCACUGGCUUUUAGCCCAUUUUUCGCGUUGCCCCGUAUCCGGGGAAGUGGUGCGAGAGGCUGCUAAAGGGGGUCAUUUGUGGACGCUCCAGCUACUGGAAGCCGACAGAUCUCAUGGCGGCAUUGAGUGGUGCGAGAAGAGCUUACCUGAAGCAGCUCGUGUUGACCGCUGGGAUAUCGUCAAGUGGUUACAGGCCCACCUCACGAUCGAUUUGAAUUGGAGCGACAAUUAUGAGUUGUUGGAUAUUGCAGGGAGAAGCACCAAAAGGCUCUGUGUACGAGAACGAUAUCCACGGUGCACGAGUGCAGCGAUGGAUAUUGCGGCCGCUAAUGGUCAUCUGGACGUUGUCAAGUGGCUCCACGCAUAUCGCUCGGAGGGAUGCACUGCUGCUGCCAUGGAUAAAGCAGCUGGAGGCCAUCUGAAAGUGGUGCAAUGGUUGCAUUCGCAUCGAUCCGAGGGGUGCACGGCUGAAGCGAUGAACCUUGCCGCUGCGAACGGUCACUUGGGGGUCGUCAAGUGGUUGCUGGAGCAUCGUGAUGAAUGGUCGUCGGCGGUGAUGGACACUGCUGCUGCAAAUGGACACUUAGAGGUUGUCAUGUGGCUUCAUGCCAACCGCUCGGAGGGGUGCACAACGAAGGCGAUGGAUGAAGCAACAGCAAAUGGUCACUUGGAUGUGGUGCGGUGGCUGCAUAGUAACCGCUACGAAGAAGGGUGUACAAUUAAUGCCAUGACUGGAGCGGCAACUGCUGGAAAUAUUGAAGUUUUGGAUUGGCUUUACGACAAAGCAAUUGCUGUUUGCACUCAGGAAACGAUGGACGUUGCUGCAUGCCAAGGCCACCUGAAUGUUCUCGAGUGGCUGCGCAAUCGAUAUACAGUGAGAUGCACUCCUGACGCUCUAAAUACGGCUGCUAUUAAUGGGCACCUCAAAGUUGUACGCUGGCUACUUGCUAAUCGCUAUGAAGGUUGCGCAGCUAGGGCGAUUCGCUUGGCUGCAUCUGGUCGAGAUUUGUCAGUGGUGCAGUGCCUUGCUCCCCAUUGCAGCCAAGCUGAACUGAUGCGAGCGAUGCAUAACGCAAUUGCAUCUGGGCGUUUCGAAACCAUGGUUUACCUGCACGCACAGCGCAACGACGAAGCGAGCGACGAGGAGAAAAGAGAGCUGCGGAACGACGAGGAGAUACAGGAAAUAUGGCGUGACGCUGACCGCUUUAGUUACCUAGGAUUAUCGUAUCCGAGAGAGAUUCGUGCUUGGCUGGAAGCCAACUACCAAAUCGCCACGUAGGCUGUGCGGUAAAUUGCCUAUCAGAUACUGAUCUUUAAUCUUAC
Messenger RNA from Phytophthora sojae, 1514 nucleotides. RefSeq lists its product as hypothetical. Gene Ontology annotation, molecular function: protein binding. The transcript is spliced from 5 exons. The record is from RefSeq and is a predicted model, not a curated record. The coding region runs from base 1 to 1470 and encodes 489 amino acids. NCBI's taxonomy places the organism in Eukaryota, Oomycota, Peronosporomycetes, Peronosporales, Peronosporaceae.